This is a messenger RNA of Penicillium digitatum Pd1, 1044 nucleotides long. Lineage: Eukaryota; Fungi; Ascomycota; Eurotiomycetes; Eurotiales; Aspergillaceae. The record is from RefSeq and is a predicted model, not a curated record.
AUGAUCAAGAUUAAAGGCACCGCCAAGCUAUUUCCGCCCGAGGGGGAUGUAGAGCUCUCAAUUUUGGCGCCAUUGGCCGAUUAUCUAUCGCCGGAAGUUCGCGCAAUCACAGUCGAUGACGAUGGGCUUCUUGCUGAGGUUUCUACGGAUCCGGAAGAAGACGAUACUAUGUUUAUGGCGUACCCUCCCUUGUCGCUCUGCGAGUCACUCAGCAAUUGCCGUACAGUUCAGUACUCCAAACUCCAAGAGCUCGAUCGACUUGGACCAUUUGUCGAUCUCGUGUCCCUACCGCCCCAUCCUAACAUAGUGCCGUUUGAUCGCGUUGUCCUUGCGGAGUCUCGGGUGAUUGGAUUUACAACAAAGUACAUCCCGGGUGAAACUCUCGCCAAUCCAAACGUUCCCUUUCGAUUCGAGUGGCUACAACAGCUUACUCGACUCGUGGAUUUUCUCAACCUCGAAUAUGGGAUUAUGCACCAAGAUAUUGCACCCCGAAAUCUACUCAUCGAUCAUUCCACGUCUAAGAUUCUUCUUUUCGACUUCGAUCGGGCUGCAUCUGGAGAUAAAAACUUACACAACGGUCAAGAUGACGUCAAUAGCGUUGUGUUCACACUUUACGAACUUAUCACGAAUGAUACAUCUUUUUCAGGUAUCCCUCAUUGGGAGCGAAAUAUUGAUAUGGUACAAAGUAUCCCAGCGUGGAUUAGUUAUCGCAAACUGGACUCUGAGGUAUCAAAAUUCCGCGAAUACCUGAAUGAAUGGGUGGCAACACGAAGAUCCGACGUGGAUGGGGACAUGCAACGAUAUCUGAAUGCACCAAACCGACUUAGGCUGCCGGACCUACCUACGGCGCCCGAGUACACUGUACCAUUCGAGAUGGGCACAAGAGAUGGAAAGCCAGUCUGGAGAACGGGCCUUCGGUCUAGAAACAUUGCAAUGAAGCUGGGGCAGCAUUGCUUUCGCUGGGAGAGGCCACCACAAAACCGCUUGUUGAGAAAGAAUGAAGACACUGUUAAACUUACGGACGAUGGUGCUCUUUCGCAUUGA